Molecule: messenger RNA, 1704 nt
Organism: Cyphellophora attinorum
Lineage: Eukaryota; Fungi; Ascomycota; Eurotiomycetes; Chaetothyriales; Cyphellophoraceae
Exons: 4
Coding region: 1-1704 (567 amino acids)
Molecular function (GO): protein binding
Source: RefSeq, a predicted model, not a curated record
AUGGAAACCGUCUUCAUCACUAUUCAUGAUCUGUCCCUGGACGCCCGCAUCAAGUUCUGUUCCGAGAGUAUCGAAUACAUUCUUGGCUACAGUCCUGCCGAAGUCCGUGGCAAAUCAUGCUGGGAGUACUUCCAUCCCGAGGAGAUUCCCUUUGCCAAGGACAUCCAUUCCCGAGGUAUUGCUCUCGACAAGGCAGCAUCACUGAACUACUGUCGCAUCAAGAACAAGAGCGGUGACUGGGUUGGCUGCGAAUGCGUCUUUACCGUCGUUCACGAUGUGAUCAUCGGAUGCACAGCGGUUUACUCCGCUUCACCGAAGGCCCAACAGAGAGCGAUCGACUCGCACCAUGUUCGCAAGGUGUUCUCGUCGGCGCCUAGGGAUCCGCGCUACCACAUGUUGUCGUAUUUGUCGAGCAAGUUCUACCAGGAGCCAAAGGUCCACGAAAGAGAGCCCAGAGCUGCCCUAUUCCUGAAUCGAUUCACUCGCACUUCAUCCAUCAUGUAUGCAACGACUGGGGUCAGGGAGAUUCUGGGACUCGAACCGGACCAAAUCACCGGCCAGAGCUUCUACUACAUGAUCGACGAAGGGUGUUUACAAGACUCGGUCACAUGCCUCGAAACAGCAAAGUCGAACGACUCCAUCGCCUACCUUCGCUUCAAGUACAGGAACCCACUCCAGCAGCCAUCCAGGGCACACUCGGUCACCAUGUCUGAUAUGGAAGAAAGUGACGAGGAGGAUGGUGGCGUGGCCAUUCCUCAAUCUCGGUCCAGCGGCAGUAUGCGAACUUCAAUGACGCCGCAACCCGACGUGGCCGCUGUGCUUGAUCGUGGAGUACAUUCGUCCGAUUCCGUCCCUCAGCUAAAUGGGACAACCCACAAUCUUGAAACGGCGACCACGAACGGUGUCAAUGGUCAUCACGCAAAUGAUCCUCACCGAUCCAGUUCCGACCAAAGCAUGGACCAGGCGCAAGCUGCUCGAGAUGCUCUCUUUGAUAGGGAGCCGGGCAACAAUUCAACAAGCACGACCAACACAACACCAGAUGAGCAAGUUCUGGAGCUCGAGGCUGUCAUCUCGUGCACGUCAGACGGGCUGGUCGUUGUGCUAAGAAAGGCUCGUGCACUCGUUCCGCCUGCCAUGUCGGACGUUGCUACGCCUGAUUUCGAUAACGGCAUAUUUGCGACUCCUUGGGCGUCGUCACCUGUACUUCCGACAUCCAUUCAACAAGCCUCAGCCAUGCCAAAUGUUGGCUUUCCAAGCAUGCCCGAUCCAGCGGAAGCUGGCCUUAUGGCUGCUAUCCGGGAUGUGGCUGUAUUUGCGUGGUCGCUCACGGGGAUCAACGGUUCGCUGGCCGAGUAUGCCAAAGGCGAGCCGAUUGGCGAUGCCACACCACCAGGAGGCUUAGCGAUAUGGGAUCCCAAUGCUACAUCGGAGCUACACGAGGAGGUGAACGGCUUUUCUGGAAGCAGACAUCGUCCUAUCUCCAGCAUGGGCGAGCCACAACCCAGAGGUAAGGAAAAGGCAGACUCGACCACGAGCAGUGACGAUGAAGUAGUCUACAAGCGAGCUCUGACUAUGACGCCCUGGCGCCGGCCCAAACGUAGGGCUCACGAUGAUGCAUUCGGGGAGGAUACGGGCAAUGACGCGGACGGUGAGGAUGACAGCCGCCGGAAGAAGAAGAUCUCAAAAUCGAGUAUUGGAAAUUGA